AUGGAAUCGAGCAAAGACCCCGUGCUGAGUGAACUAGCUGAGGUCAUUACAGCAGGGUGGCCAGGCACUAUCAGCAACCUAUCCAGCAGUAUUCGUCUAUACUGGAGCAUGAGGGACGAGCUGUCUGUCGAGGACGGAAUCAUCCUGAAAGGACAUCGAGUUGUCAUACCUACCUCCAUGAAGGAAGACAUACUAAAUCAACUUCACUAUGGACACUUGGGUGUAGAGAAAACUUGUUUACGUGCCAGAGACACGGUAUGCUGGCACAACAUCCGCAAGAACAUUGAGAAAUUUGUCAAGACAUGUCAAGCUUGCCAGGAGGAACUACCGUCCCAACAACCUGAACCACUCAUGCCACACGAAAUUCCCAAUCGACCAUGGGAGGACAUCGGUACUGACCUCUUCGAGUUUGAUGGGUCAAAGUGGCUCAUCAUAGCAGACUACUAUAGUGAAUUCCAAGUCAGACAACGUCCACACUUUGACAGCAGAGAAUACAGACAAUUCUCACAGGAGUGGAACUUCCAACACACGGCCAGUUCUCCAAGAUACCCCAAAGCAAACGGUUUCAUCGAGAGUAUGGUUAAGACUGUGAAAAAGACGCUUAUCAAAGCAAAGAAAACCGGUCAAGAUCAAGAUCUUGCUUUGCUGUACCUAAGAGCUACACCUGUCAACAACAAACUGCCAAGUCCAGGAGAACUUCUGAGAGGACAGAAAAUGUCUACCCCAAUACUUACCAAGAUACCAAAUAACCAGCCAAACAAAGAAGAGAUUCGAGAGCACCUUGAGCAAAGACAGACAGACAUGAAACAAAACUAUGACAAGAAAAGUCAGCCUCUGGAUCUAUUAUCCAGUGGAAAACGUGUGCGCUUCCAACUUCAAGAACAUGGACCAUGGAUACCUGGGCGAGUGAUUGACAAGAGAGAUGAGCCUAGGUCAUAUGUAUUGGAGACUCCAAAUGGCGGACAGAUUCGCAGAAAUCGUAGCCAUAUUCGAGACGCACCACCGCCGAAAGUCAGAUUUACAGACAACGCCGCGUCGAUUGUUAUCACAGUAUAUGGGUGCAUUUCGAUUUAA
Messenger RNA from Priapulus caudatus, 1074 nucleotides. RefSeq lists its product as uncharacterized. The transcript is spliced from 2 exons. The coding region runs from base 1 to 1074 and encodes 357 amino acids. Gene Ontology annotation, molecular function: nucleic acid binding. NCBI's taxonomy places the organism in Eukaryota, Metazoa, Priapulida, Priapulimorpha, Priapulimorphida, Priapulidae. The record is from RefSeq and is a predicted model, not a curated record. Gene Ontology annotation, biological process: DNA integration.